AUGGGAAGAACCUACAUUGUAGAAGAGGCUGUUGGCCAGUAUCUUUCAAACAUCAAUCUCCAGGGAAAAGCUUUUGUCUCUGGCCUUUUAAUUGGACAGUGUUCCUCACAAAAGGAUUAUGUGAUUCUUGCCACGAGAACACCACCCAAAGAAGAACAGAAUGAGAGCCCCAAACAUUCCAAAGCCAAAUUGGAUAACUUGGAUGAAGAAUGGGCCACAGAACAUGCCCACCAGGUAUCCAGGAUGCUACCAGGGGGACUUUUAGUUCUUGGAGUAUUUAUUAUUACAGCUUUAGAAAUGGGAAAUGAAUUUCAAAAUACCCUGCGUAGACUAGUAUUUGCUGUGGAAAAAUCUGUGAAUAAAAAGAGACUGUGGAAUUUCACAGAAGAGGAGGUCUCAGAACGAGUGAUACUUCACUUUUGCUCUUCUACAAAAAAAAUAUUUUGUCGAACUUAUGAUAUUCAUGAUCCAAAGAGUUCUGCAAAACCGGCAGAUUGGAAGUAUCAAAAUGGACUAUCAGCUUCAUGGCUUUCCUUAGAGUGUACGGUUUAUGUUAAUAUUCACGUCCCGCUGUCUACUACUUCUGUCAGCUAUACUCUGGAGAAAAAUACAAAGAAUGGACUUGCACGUUGGGCCAAGCAGAUAGAAAAUGGUAUUUAUUUGAUUAAUGGGCAAGUUAAAGAUGAAGAUUGUGACCUUUUAGAAGGACAGAAAAAAUCUUCUAGAGGAAAUACUCAAGCAGCUAAUCAUUCAUUUGAUAUUAGAGUGCUAACACAGUUGCUUCUGAAUUCAGACCACAGAUCCACAGCCAUGGUCCAGAUCUGCAGCGGCUCUGUUAACCUUAAGGGUGCUGUGAAGUGCAGAGCUUACAUUCAUAGUCAUAAGCCCAAGGUUAAAGAUGCUGUGCAGGCCAUGAAAAGAGAUAUAUUGAAUACAGUUGCUGAUCGUUGUGAAAUACUAUUUGAGGAUCUGCUUUUGAAUGAAAUUCCAGAAAAAAAAGUUAUGAAUUCUGAAAAAGAGUUCCACAUUCUCCCUCACCGAGUUUUUGUCCCCAUUCCGGGAUCCACUGUAAUGUUAUGUGAUUAUAAAUUUGGCGAUGAGUCAGCUGAAGAAAUGAGAGACCAUUUUAUAGAGAUGUUAGAUCGUACGAUUCGAAUAGAAGAUUUGGAAGUUGCAGAGGAGAUAAGCACGGCCUGUAUAAGUUCCUCUAUAGAUACUGAAGCUUCAUUGGAACACACAGAUGAUGAACAACCAAAACAUCCAAUUAAAACUACAAUAGUGUUGAAAAUUCAGCAAAACAUAGGUGUGAUUGCAGCAUUUGCAGUUGCAGCCCUUGCUGCGGGUAUCUCCUUUCACUACUUCAGUGAUUAG
Molecule: messenger RNA, 1371 nt
Organism: Rangifer tarandus platyrhynchus (Svalbard reindeer)
Lineage: Eukaryota; Metazoa; Chordata; Mammalia; Artiodactyla; Cervidae
Source: the annotation of a GenBank genome assembly